GAGAUGAGGUCGUCCUAGAUUAUUAAUAAACAUACACAUUUCUCUCGUUUACUUUUGAUACCAAGUCUUCUUCUCUGGGAUUGGCUAGAUCCGCCAUCGACUUAAGUGGGUAUUUUUGGAUUGUAAAUGAAUAUAUAUCCUUGGAAGAAAUCUCGAUGGUUUUGUCUUGAGAUUGACUGCAGAGUCGCCAUUGCAAGCAAAGUUUGUAAGUAGCAGACCAAGAGAAAGCUUUGGGUAUGAACAGCUUGCUACAAAACACUGGGAGGACGUGGAUAUAUUGCUAAUGGGUGCAGCGUAUCAGAUUCUUCAAUCUGUUCUUGGGCCCUUUUGGGAGCAAUAGUAUUGUUAUAAGUGUAUAUAUAUUCAGAUUCUCCAAUAAAAAAUUGUAUCUUGGGCUCUUUUGAGAAGAAUAGUAUUUAUAUGUAUAUAUAUUCAUAUACCAGAUUCUACUUUGUACUUUGAUGCAGUUUGUGAUUCAAUAUGUGGGAUCUCAACAAUAUGCCCGAGGAGCCUAGGCCUGUGGCCGAGGGCCAAAACGAGAGCUUAUCAAAUUCGCCUGAUGAUGACGUCUCGGGUUCGACUUCCAUCUCUACCAGCAACUCUGCUAAGAUCUUUGGGUUUUCUUUUGGUGAUGGAAAAGAGGAGAUGAAUAGUAAUAUUGGAUCGGGAGGCACCCACUGCGUUACACGCCAGUUUUUCCCAAUUGAGAAGGAGAUGGAGAUGGAGGCUGGGCUGCGAAGAGCCCAUUGGGUAGGACUUAAGUUUUCUUCUCCAUGGGCCUCACCCAAAUCCAUUGAAUCCCCUCCACCCAUGCUCAUAAAGAAGAGCAGACGAGGCCCACGUUCCAGAAGCUCUCAGUACCGUGGUGUUACAUUCUACAGGCGCACUGGAAGAUGGGAGUCCCACAUAUGGGAUUGUGGGAAACAAGUCUAUCUUGGUGGAUUUGACACUGCCCACGAAGCCGCCAGGGCAUAUGAUAGGGCAGCCAUCAAAUUCAGAGGCACAGAUGCUGAUAUAAAUUUUAGUAUUAAUGACUAUGAGGAGGACAUCAGCCAGAUGAAUAGUUUGUCAAAGGAGGAGUUUGUGCAUGUCCUUCGCCGGCAAAGCAAUGGAUUUCCAAGAGGAAGUUCUAAGUUCAGAGGCGUCACUCAGCACAAAUCCGGAAGAUGGGAAGCUAGACUUGGACAACUUCUGGGCAAAAAAUAUGUGUACCUAGGUUUAUUCGACGACGAAAUCGAAGCUGCAAGGACAUAUGAUAAAGCAGCAAUUGCAUACAACGGCAAGGAAGCAGUUACUAAUUUUGAUCCUAAAAUAUACGAAAGUGAUCUAGAUCUUCUAGAAACAAAAGAGAAUUUAGAUCUUUGUCUUGGCAACCCUGUCGAAAAAGAUGAGAGCAGAAUGCAUGAGUCAUCCAGUUUACGUGAUUCUCAUUCCACAAAGUCGUAUCAAACUAACACCAUGAUUGAAGAUAGGCAACAAAGUCGGAGCUUGCAUUCAAACGAGCUUAACAAGCCUUGUUCAACAACACAAGGCAAUAAGUUUCUAUCCUUCCAAAGUGGGGAGGAUUUUAAGUACAAGAGGCCAUUUAGGUUGUUAUCUCAGUUGGAAGGUAAUGGAUCAUCAGGGAAUCCACUGCCUUCUCUCUGCAAGGGUGGGUGGAGAGAUGAGAAGACAAGAGGAGUAUCAGCGAUGUUUGGAAGGGAGCAAAUAUCAUCAGGCUGGGUUAAUUGUCGAAUGCAGACAUAUGUUCAUGCUCCUCUUGCAGCAUCAUCAUAUGUUCAUGCUCCUCUUGCAUCAUCAUAUGUUCAUGCUCCUCUUGCAGCAUCAUCAUAUGUUCAUGCUCCAUCAUAUGUUCAUGCUCCUCUUGCAGCAUCAUCAGGAUUCUCACCCCAAAUACUAUUCACAACUAAUUCUUCUUCUGAUUGCCAACAGAAAACAGGAUUUCAUGUUAAAAUUCAACCUACAUUGCAUUCAAACAAUUUGCAUAAAACUACCUCUUCCAAUGGAACAAAAUCUAGUGACCACUUAUUAAACCUGUCCUUAGGCUCUUAAAAUAUAGGUUGCAAUCAAAGUCCUCUCAACAAAUUGUUAUUGGGCAUGGCUAUCAAUUUUGGCCCUUAUUAUCAUUGUCUUAACCAUUAUAGAAUUGCCUAUUUUGUAUUAUUAAAAUUAUUGUGGGGAUGUCUACUUUGAAAUAAAUAUUUAUAUAUAUUUUUAUUUUUA
Cryptomeria japonica (Japanese cedar) is the source of this 2223-nucleotide messenger RNA. Its product is annotated as AP2-like ethylene-responsive transcription factor TOE3. Gene Ontology annotation, biological process: regulation of DNA-templated transcription. Bases 481 to 2052 code for a protein of 523 amino acids. NCBI's taxonomy places the organism in Eukaryota, Viridiplantae, Streptophyta, Pinopsida, Cupressales, Cupressaceae. The record is from RefSeq and is a predicted model, not a curated record. Gene Ontology annotation, molecular function: DNA-binding transcription factor activity; DNA binding. The transcript is spliced from 10 exons.